UCUACCGGAAACGAAAUCAGCCGGAACAACUUCAUCCUACUUCGAAACGCCAAAGGCACCGACAGCGGUCACAUUCUUCUUCGAACUGAUGCACUGACCCACACGAAAAAUAACAUUAUCCUAGAGGACUCGGAAAGUGGAAAGAUCGGGCAAAUACUAAUUCAGCAGAGCGAAAUCAAGAAGGGGGUACUAGUUCAGUCGGUAAAACGGUUAAGCUCUCCAAUAUUUUUGUUGAGCGGUGGCGACAGCGGUAACGGCCAUAUUCUUAUACAAACUGCAGCACCUACUGAAGAAGCUAGACAUCAGCCCACGGUCGAAAUAGAAGAUGGCAGCGACAACAUUUUGGUACAAGCGUUGGAGGGAAUACAAGACAGCGAUUCACCCAGCAGUAGAGGACUCUCGACACCGAUUGGUUCAGAAACUCACAUUAAUCACAUGGUCGGUUGUAGUCCCUAUAAUCUGUGGAGCACAAAGCCCAAACUCGAUUACAGAAGAAUGCAAGGAAACCCUUUAUACAUCUAAGCCAACUGUCUACGAAAAAUAUUUAGAUAUGCCUAAGAUAAAAUGGCGUUGUCAGAAUAGUUGCGGUCCCUCUAUUGGUGAAGUAUUUCUGAGAUAUUUUGGAUUGACAUCUUUACACUUCAAUGAUGAAGACAUUCAAAUGGCCUUAUUGCCUCUGAUGUACAAAACCUCUGCCUACCGUCUUCGACUACGUAUCGUGGAUAUUGUUAACAAAAUUAUUAAAGACAGAAACUUGACCAAUGGCAAACUAUAUUCGGAGGCUUAUGUAGAAAACAGGCGGCAAAUUCCAGGCCGUUUAGCUACGAUUUACAGAGAGAUGUAUUAUUUAAUAAGUCGAAGCCUUGAACAUGAUAUGCCGGUGGCUCUAUCCAUAGACAACGGUUUUAAUUGCAUGGUGGUACAAGGAUUUCAAUAUGGCGGAUCCUUUGAUACAGUAAACUACACUUACGUGGAUCCCCGAACAGGGAAUUCAAAAACAGAGUCAGUUGAGAAGUUAAUGGGUCAAACUGCAAAAACUAUAGGCGACAUUUACCUAAUGGUCUACAAUCCCCCAUUGACUGAUGAUGAAACUGACUUUACAGCUUGUUCUGAACUGUUAAAUAUAUCUAAUUCUAUAAUAACAAUGGAACCAUUCGCGCAUCUGAAUCAUAGUAAACCUAACGGUAUUUGUCCCCCAGGUUUAAACUAUCAUCACGUAAUAACACAAGGCGAGGAUUUUUUUGUCCUUAAUCACACUGACUUUAAUCCAGAUGAAAUCAAAGUUGGACUUUCCUUAAAAACUGCGUUAGGUAUCGAAAAAAUAUACUUCGAAGUCAGCGACACCGAGUUCAAGAAGUAUUUAAGAACACUGUUCAAAACAGUCCGACAAACCACUGGCACCGGUCUGUUUGGGUCUAUUCAAAAACAAGACCACGAUGUUAUGGUGGAUUACAUGUUUGAACACUACGCAUAUUUUCAUUUUGCGAUCAGACGUUUGGCAAAAGAUAAAAGAUUAAAUUUGCUUGAAGUUGCAACGAACCGAAACAGAGUUUUUGAUCCAGCCAAAAUAAAAGCCAUAUACAAAUGUUGAGAUUAUUCUAUACAUAUAAGUUAAAAUUAAGAUACGAAAAAAUGAUAAGUUUGGUAUAAAAGCUAAUAUGGUCCUUUUCAGAGGCAUUUUUCAGUGCGUCACAAGUGAGAGAAAAAAAAGGUAAGUCCGUGAUAACACAGGUUAUGGAUAAUACACAUUUAUAACAUGACAUUUUAGUUAAAUCUGACAGUGACAGUUGUCAGAAUCGUAAUCAAGAAUCAGCCAAAUAUGAAAAGGGUAUUGCAGUAUAACCCUUUUAUUUGCAAUUUGGUAGUAAAACAAAUCAAUUACUGUUUACUGCAUUUAUAAAAUGGUAUUUUCUUUGAUUUGUAUAGUCCUAUAAAUUGUACAGUCGUAUAUAUAAUUCGUAAAUCAUUUUUUGUUCGAUUAUAGCGCCAUCUAUCAACAGCUAGAAUAAAUGUUAGAAAUGACUGUAAUCACGGAAGUACGUUUUUCUAUGGAUGCUAUACAAUGUGCAACUUCUCUCACUACUUACAUACAUUCAAAAUUAACAAUUUCUCAGGCAGUGAGAAAAGUCGGCCAUUGCAGUGAGAAAUAAUUUUUCUCACAGAUUCACCGCCGGUUUACAUACAUAUGAUCGCCAUUUCCAUGGUAACAUGCACAAUACAAACACAAUUAUUUUUGUCAAACAAAAUGGGUUCAAACUUGUCAAAACUUAUCAAAAAUUACCUUUUAAGACUGUUCAACUGAGAAUUAUAAUUUUAAAUAAAUAAACUAUAUAAAUAUUAAGAAUAUUAAAUACCUAUGUGUAUAUAUGUAUUUUUCCGCAAAUCGCCAGGAAAUUUUGACAUUCCUGUCAAAAUUUCUUGAAGAAAAAGUCAGGACUUCCUUACUGUAACGAAAAGUCAUUUCCUUACUGUAAGGAAAUGAUAUUUCCGUACAGUUGUUAGUGUUCUACAUAAAUGAUAAUUCAACCUCAAUACGUUUCCAUAGUAACCCAAGUAAUUUUAUUAGGAAUUUCAAAGCACCAUUUAUUUGGGAAUAAAAUUAUCGCGUUUUUUUAAAAUCAAUCAAUAUCUGUCGAAUUUUAAACGAUUUGCGGAAAAAUAGUAUGUUUACCUCGUAGGAAAAGCCACAUUCCUAGACUCUGUGUUGCUAAGUCUCGGCUUGCGCCUCGACUUAGCAAUCUUCACAGUCGUCCAGGAAUAUUAAGCUUUUCCUACCCGGUAAACAAUGUACUAUUAUUUCAAUUUAGGCAUAUAAUAUAUCUAAAAGCACCUAAAUUAUUUAAUUUUGAAGUUUGAACUAUUGACAAAAACGCAUCCAUAGAAAAAGUACAGUGUCCAACACGAGAGAAAAUGACAAAUUUCUCUCUCGCUUGAUUUGCGCAACAAACUUCUGCGCUCGUGAGAAAUAUGUCUUUUUUCUCUCUUGUUGUACAAUAUACUAUUUUUCUGUCGCUUCCAGCUUAAUGCGUUAGAAAUAAAUCGAAAACGUGUGACGCACUGAAAAGAGCCUAUGAGAAAGAGAUAACCUAUAGGUACAUGGUGUAACAAAAUGGUUGGUCACACUUUUUUGCGGCGCCUUUAGUUUGUUCACGUGAAUGAAAAGUCUUGAAGGGUACUUAAAAGGUUAGAGCUCUUUUUUUGUUUUAGAAACCGUUUGGUGUUAUAACCGUUUUUUACACCGUUCCAUAUAGUCCAUUCUUUCACGGUUUUUGCUCUAAAUUUUAAAGAACCGCUUGGAUUGACAUGAAAUUUGGCAUACGUAUAGCUUACGUAUCAAAGAAAAAAAGUGAUAUUGUGCCGAUGUGUGCUUUUGCCUUGGGGGUGACUUUCACCUCCUCUUGGGGGUGAAAAAAUAUAUGUCCAAAAUAAGUCCGGAAAUGGGUAAACUGACUAAUUUAAAGUAACUUUUGUUCUAUAGAGCUUUUUCACCAAGUCAACACUUUUUGAGUUAUUUGCGAGUGAAUAUGUUCAUUUUUCAAAAAAAUAACCACAUUUUUAGACGGUUUCUCGCAAAUAACUCAAAAAGUUAGUAUUUUGUCAAAAAAACGUUCUUAGCAAAAAUAUAGCCUAUAAAAAAGUAAAAAAAAAUGGUGUACGCGUUAGGUCUCUGGAUCUCGCAGAACCAGAGUUAUAGCCAAUGAAAAGUAGAUUCAUAUUCACCAAAUUUCAAAUAGAAUAUUUCGACGUAAAAUAUCCAAAAAAUUAAGCACUUUUCCAAAAUUGUUAGAGAUACCAAAAAUCUCGAAAAACAAAAAAAGUCAGAUUUGCUUUUCUGAAUAUCAUGUAUUUUUUUGUUUUUCUGUUAAACAAAAAUUGAUUGAGAUUUGGUGUUUCGAAAUUUGCAUACAUUCGUGAUCAGUGACUCGUUCAAACCCCUUUUAACUACAGCCCUUUCAAUAAUAAGGACUUUGAACCGAUGAAACUUACAGAUCAUAUAAACAAUAUAUACACGAGUCAAGAAACGUGUGAAGUCGUAACGAUUAAGUUCAUUUAAGAUACUAAUUAGGGGUGAUUUUCUCGAUUUUUUUACCAAAACCAAAAGAGACUAACUUUAUUUUGAGCGUAACUUGUUUAAUUUUGAUGCUAGAAUUUUUUUUUUUUUUUUAAACAAAAAUGAAGCUUUUUUUAAACUCUUUAAAUAAGAUGUAAUAACUAUUCCCCGAGAUGUGCUUCAUUUUUGGUUAUUUCACGUUAAAGUAUUCCAUUUGGAAUUUGACGAAUAUGAACCUAUUUUUCAUUAGCUAUAACUCUGCUUCUACUAGGUGUAGAGACGUGAUAUAUACACCAUUUUUUUAAAUUUUUUACAGGCUAUAUUUUUGCUAAGAAUGUUUUUUCGACAAAAUACUUACUAUUUGAGUGAUUUGCGAUUAACCGUCUAAAAGCAUGGUUAUUUUGUUGAAAAAAUGAACAUAUUCACUGCCAAAUAACUUGAAAAGUAUUGACUUAGUGAAAAAACUCUAUAGAACAAAAGUUACUUAAAAUUAGCCAGUUUAUCGAUUUCCUGACUUUCUUUGGACGAAUAUUUUUUCACCCACAAGAGGGGGUGAAAACCACCCCCAGGGCAAAAGCACAUAUCGGCACAAUAUCACUUUUUUUCUUUGACUUGUUAGCUAUGUGUAUGCCAAAUUUCAUGUCAAUCCAAGCGGUUCUUUAAAAUUUAGAGGUUUUGCAAUAUUUUACCGUUAAAGAACGGACUAAUAUAAUCAGAUUUUCUUUGACUGAAAGUGAUUAGAAGUAAAUAUUCAACCAAGCACAUGUGCUCAUAGCGAUUAUUAAUUGUACAUUAAAUAAUAAUUCACCAAAUAGCUUAUCAACAAAAUAAAACUGCAUCGCUUAAAACACAGGUUUAAAUAAACAUUUAUGUUUGAUUGUUUUUAUUAAUUGAUGAAUGCUCAUUUAAUGAUUAAUUUUUACGAAUACAAAGGUUUUGACCAAAAUUAAUGAAGACACUCCCAUUAUUCAUGCUUUUUCUUCUUUUUAGAGUUAUACAUACUUCUUCUGCCGCGAUUGGGAAAAAUGUUGAGAGUGAAUUUUUAUACAAACGACAGUAAAGUACGCGCACACCGACAAGAUACCUAAAAACGACAAUCUGAAGUUAGUUGAUAAAUCUUUCAAGUUACGUAUGUAUCAUUGAAAAUCGAGUGUGAAAAAAAUAUAUUGUUAUUUUUAGUAAAUAUAUUUAUUAUAAUUUUUGUGUUUUUGGAUUUGUCUUCGUCGGAAAUAGAGUAUUUUCUAUCUGACAACGCAUUCAUUCAACUCAACAAAAAUUCAAUGAACAAAAUGAUAAAUGAACUAAAAACUAACAUCUCAAAUGCUACAAAUUUAUUUCAAGAAUCUAGAAUCAACCCAAAAACUUUGAGUUCUAGCAAUCCUUCAUUGCCACGACUCUACGGUCUUCCCAAAAUCCAUAAGGUCAAUGUUCCAAUAAGACAUGUAGUCAGUUUUGUCAAUACUCCACUAGCUCCAUUAGCCAAAUUUACCCUUCUCCAAAAACACCCUUCUCCAGCAUCUUCUUAAUUAUACUCCGAAAUAAACUAUCAAAAACACUCUUGAUUUAAUAUCCAAACUUUCUUCAACUAACCUUACAAACAAUUUUACUAUGUCACAAUAAAACACUGAAAAACGUUUGUUUUUCUAUACUUCCACAAAAUUUAUUACAACUAUGUUAUUACUAGAGCGGUUUCGGCAAAGUACCUUUCUCAAGGGUCGAAACAGCUCUAGUAAUAACAUAGUUGUAAUAAAUUUUGUGGAAGUAUAGAAAAACAAACGUUUUUCAGUGUUUUAUUGUGAGAUAAAAUGAACUACCAUCAAGUAACGGUCGAAUCCAUCAAUUUUACUAUGGUCUCUUUUGACGUAACUAAUCUUUUCACUAAUGUUCCUAGACUAGAAACCAUUCCAAUUGUCAACAAUCUUCUAAGUUCAAAGAACAUAGACCCUAACAAAUGUUCUCAAAUCACCUCACUACUUCAAUUUUGCCUUUCUCAAGAUUUCUUCAUCUUCAACAACAAAAUUUACAGACAACCAGAGGGUCUAGCAAUGGGAAAUCCUUUAUCUCCACUACUUGCAGAUCUUUUUCUAGAUUCUCUUGAAAAUACUUUUGUCCAUUCACAUUCACACAUAAUUCUAUGGUACAGAUAUGUGGAUGAUAUUUUAGCAUUUAUAGAAGGUCCUCCUUCAACCUAACAACAUUCUUUCAAUAAUUAAUAACCUACAUCCAGCAAUUAAAUUCAGAUUAGAGCUAGAAACCAACAACAUGAUCAAUUUUCUAGACCUAACCAUCAAAAAGAAUAUUCAUCUUCCGUUUCUUUAUCUUCUACUACUCUAGAAUACUCAGUAUUUAGAAAACCUACUCAAACUGACCAUAUUAAUACCCAUAUCAUCUAACCAUC
Molecule: messenger RNA, 6449 nt
Organism: Diabrotica virgifera virgifera (western corn rootworm)
Lineage: Eukaryota; Metazoa; Arthropoda; Insecta; Coleoptera; Chrysomelidae
Exons: 3
Coding region: 326-1591 (421 amino acids)
Source: RefSeq, a predicted model, not a curated record